AUGGCAGAAGACGCGCAAAGCAGUCCCUUCAUCAAAAACCUCGCAUCCAGCGACAAGCGCACGCGCGACUCCGCCCUCGCCUCCCUCCGCGCAUUCCUCUCCUCUCGCUCCGAAAUCUCAGAACUCGAUCUCCUCAAGCUCUGGAAAGGACUAUUCUACUGCCUCUGGAUGCAAGACAAACCCGCACACCAACAAGCCCUUUCCCGCUCCCCUCGCUAG
Messenger RNA from Didymosphaeria variabile, 219 nucleotides. RefSeq lists its product as uncharacterized. The coding region runs from base 1 to 219 and encodes 72 amino acids. Gene Ontology annotation, cellular component: preribosome, small subunit precursor; preribosome, large subunit precursor; nucleus. Gene Ontology annotation, biological process: rRNA processing. The transcript has 2 exons. NCBI's taxonomy places the organism in Eukaryota, Fungi, Ascomycota, Dothideomycetes, Pleosporales, Didymosphaeriaceae. The record is from RefSeq and is a predicted model, not a curated record.